Messenger RNA from Ogataea polymorpha, 7859 nucleotides. RefSeq lists its product as uncharacterized. Gene Ontology annotation, cellular component: nuclear pore inner ring; nuclear pore. The transcript has 2 exons. Lineage: Eukaryota; Fungi; Ascomycota; Pichiomycetes; Pichiales; Pichiaceae. Gene Ontology annotation, biological process: protein import into nucleus; transcription-dependent tethering of RNA polymerase II gene DNA at nuclear periphery; protein localization to nuclear inner membrane. Gene Ontology annotation, molecular function: structural constituent of nuclear pore. The record is from RefSeq and is a predicted model, not a curated record. Bases 2937 to 7187 code for a protein of 1416 amino acids.
CCUGCAAUUUAUAGUUUCCAGUGUAGCACACAAAAACGCAGCCAAGAAUAAGCUGGUCCAUAAUUUGACACGCCGUCAGCAGCUUCGUGUCGCCGUUUACCACCUGUAGCAGGUCCAAUUUUGUCACGAGAUGCUCUAGAGUGUGGUAUCCGGGCGGGGCCUGUGCAAACGUAACCAAGGUGUCAAAAGAGACCACUCCCUGUUCUUUCAAAUAUGUCAACUCCUUCCGCAGACUAUAAUUUGUAACGUAGCCAUAGAGUUCGCCAUUGCGGAGUACCGGAUACCCGUUCAUCUCCGGUGCUUUCUCGAUAUCUGCGAGGGUCAGUGCGCCGUCCUCAAAAACCUGUAUGUCCUCCGUCGGCCUCAUCACCGACGCACAGGUUUUCACCGCGUACUCAGGGUUCGAAAGAUGGUCCCCAAUAUUGGGUGCCACAUAUGGUAGGUGGGAGAUUCGAAGCCACAUCUCGUAGAUGCUCUGGUCCACAAUCAUGUCGUUCAAAAAGCGCGCACAGAAGACACCGAGCAUGAUGGGAAUCAUAUACGUGACAGCUCCAGUGAGCUCAAACAAAAUGACCACCAUGGUGAUGUUCAUCUUAAAGACGGCUGCAGCAAACGAGCCGGCUCCAACCACGGCAUACGAGGCCACAGAAAUGCACUUCUUUUCGUUGAGACACUGAAGAUGUAGCGCUGACGUAAUCAGGUGGUUCUGGGCAACCUCGAGCAAGACCCCAACCAAACGCCCCACGGAGCCGCCAAUCACCAGCGACGGCAGCAGAAGCCCACCCGGAACAUUACAGCCAUAGCUGUAUGCGCUGAAAAGAAAGCUUUGCAGAAUACCGGCAACGAGGGUCCCCGAAAGCUUCCAGGGAAAGCCAGAGUCUUUGGAGCACAGCAGGGCGUCUGAGUCGCGCGUGCAGCUGUUGAACAGCUGUUGAAGCAUUUUGGGAAGCGAGAACAUCGAGUAGCUGGACAGCUGGCCUACUAUCGCGCCGGCUAGGGCAAUGGAAACGACCUCAACAAUCUUUAAUUUAUCAUUGUCGAGUCGUUGCUGUCUGAAGGUUGCAAAAUAGAUAUUCAGCUUGCAGAAGAAAAUGCCGAGCGCGCCGCAAAGGAGUCCCAGAAACAUGUACGGGAGCGUUUCGUAGCUGAGCCAGUUGUUUUUCAGCGACACUGUGAACAUGUCGUCGAUAUGCAUCUCCAUGAAGGGGUGUAAUUUCUGGAGCACGGUAACGCCGACCGUAGAACAGAUAAAUGCGUUCCACAUAAGUUUAUCGACGGGGAAUGCGGAGUGGAUCUGUUCGAGACCAAAGAGCACGCCGCCAAUUGGCGCGUUGAAUGCGAGACCAAUUCCAAUGGCGACUGCCGACGAGAGGUACUCUCGUUUCACCGCCUCGUUUUGAUAUGUUCUCUUCUAAUCGUGUAGAUACAAACUGUCCACGCAGCCAAACCCAGCAGCAACCCCUCCCUCGUUGGACGUGCUAGUUUUGGACCGCAGCAGGUAGCCGGCAUAGUCAUUGUGGAGGAUCGUGCCGUCUGUCUCGUUGAAGAGCAGCGUGCCAAACAUCCCCAGCUCGCUCACAAUACUCUCGUCGAGAACUUCGCCAUUCCUCAGAAUGUGGUUGUCGUGAACAGCAGGAACAAUGAGCUCCAUCAAAAUGUACGCUCCCCAUUCCUUCUCGUCCAAGCUGCGCAAAAAGCCAGGAAUGUCCUGCUUGUAGAUAUUGUUUCCGCCGCCUUCUCUCUGGGGCUUCAACACAAACCGUUCCGAAUGCUCGAACACAAGCUUUUUUGCAAUCUGGCCCUGCUCGCUCGAAUCCAGUGGGUAGAUUCGCACGAACGUGGAGAGAAGUUCCUCGUCCAAAAAUCCGUAUUUCUGCAGCACCGCCCGGUCAGUCAGAAGUUGUUGCACUUUCUUGGCACCACUCAGUUGGACCAGCAAGGACGGGCACUUGACCGCUUUAGUUGUUUCAAGUAGCAGGCGUGCUUUCCAGGAAUCUGGAUGGUUGUACUCACUAGGAGCGUAUGCUGAACGAUAGUACACCACGGCCACCUCCUGUUCCUUGUAGAAAAGCUUACUGGAGGAGUCGACCUUCACUGAAGAAGUGACCUUGUCAAAUUCGACUCGCUCCGAUUUAACUCCUUUGGCAAACAAGCUGUAUUCAAUGGCGCGCUGGUCAAACACGUUUCUUUCUCCAGGCUGAACAACAAAGAGAACAAUGGUGGACGCUGUUUUUUCGCUUGUUUCGUAGUAUUUCACCGCUUCAAGAAGCCCCUUGGCAAGUCCAUCCAUAGACUGGCUGGUUGGCAAGUCAGCCUCUUGGUAGUACUGCGGUCUGCCGUAGAGACCCUGGGAGUUGAGAAAGCUAUGUAGCUGGCCCACUUUCGGCGAAAGACCACCAAAGGAAACGCUAACUGUGUUGAACUCAACCUGUUUGAUCGAGUUGGAUACCGUAUCCAACAUGUAGUCCGACCUAAACAGCCCCAGCGACACCGGUUGUACAAUCUUGGGCUCUGCCUCCAAGUAUGUCUUGUGCAACAUGCCUGUGAAAUUGCGGUCGUAUUUCGAGAGAUCUGCAAUCACUUGUUUGAGCCAGCUCUUGUCCACCACAACACGACUAUACAAUUCGUUGAAUUUCGUCGAGAUGGCAAUUCCCUUUGAGAAUUGGGCUCUGGGAAACGGCGUGGGAUAAAGGGUAACCGGUGCCACCGACGGCUGGUAAGCCUUGAAGCCGGGUGGAUAGAUCACCAGGCCAUUGGAAAUGGCGUAGUGUGUGAGCUUCUCCACAAGGUCAUCUAAGGCAGCCCCCGAUAGAUCUGGAAAAGAGAGAGCCAUGGGUGUCUAAAUUGAUUUGUAAUUUUAAUAUUUCGCAAUAGUUUACCCGGCUAGUCAAAAAUUUUAAUCAAAACAAAACACUUCUCGUUCUUCACUCUUUGCCAUGUCUGUUCAUUUUGGCCAGGUGCUGGGAUUUGGGGCUCCUGUCGACACGAAAAAGGAAACCAAGCUCGAGGUGACCGAGCUUCAGAAAAGAAGGGCUGCAAGAUAUACGAAUGCCGCGUUAUCCAAUGGCACGUCUUCUGGCAUCGGAUCCUUGUUCCCGACCACAAGUCUCACGUCGUCGCUAUCUGCAGGCUUCAACUCGUCACAGCUAAUGAAAUACCAGCCGUCCAGUGAAAAAUCGCUUCCACUGCUGUCGUCUACCCCCCCAUUGACUCUCGUGGAUCAGUGCAUACAUAAAGCAAUCGAGAAAGACAACACCACCCCGGCAUUGAGCGAGGUUCUCACCAAGUACGCAAUCGAUAGCUACAACUAUAAAGCCAAUGGGUCGCUCGGGCCAUUUUCGCGAUUUGAAAAGUCAAACAUUUACAACAUCCCCGACCAGAUCUUCCAAGAGUACAACAGCCUCGAUUGCAUAACCAACAUGGGCAUUUUGACAGAACUGCAAAGAGCCUGGUUGACGAUCGAUAACAAGCUGAUUAUAUGGAACUACAGGGCAGGGUCGCAUGAUCCGGACUAUUUUACAAUUGACGAGUUGAAGAACACCAUUCUCACAGUGAAACUGGUGAAGCCUAAACCAAAGGUUUUUGUGGACAGCGUCAACUAUUUGCUGAUUGUGGCCACUUCCAUGGACAUUCACAUUUUGGCUGUGGAGUACACGCCAUCCAGCUUGGUGAUCUCGGACACCAAAAUGAGUGUUCCUGCACACGGUCUGGUCGUGAACAAAAUUGUUUCCUUUGAUCAGACAAACGACAUUUUCUUUACCGGAAUCGGGGACGGCGAAAACGUGUGGCGGCUGACGUACUCCAAUACGGAUGAGUGGUUCCAGCGUAAUUGUUACAAAGAGUGUCUCACCAAGUCGGGUCUCUCGUCUGUCGUGCCAAACUAUAAUGUUUUCCAAAAACUCCCGGGACUACGAGGCCAAGAAAAUGACCCUAAAACAGAAACCAUCAUCCAGCUGGAGAUUGACUCCACUAGAAGGAUUCUGUAUACACUAUCUUCAAAGUCAACAAUCAGGGCCUAUAGACUUAAGAUCACAGAUGGAAAAGUCGAGCUAGGCGCUAGCGUCGUGAAAAGACCAUACAACAUCCUCAAAGACCUGGCGACUACCACAUUCAAUCUUCAGUCAUCCUUGCUGAAGAAAGACGGGUUCAAAAUUGUCAACAUUUUCCCGAUCACAAAAAACGAGAGCGACAAUCUGUUUCUGGUCGCUGUAACGAACACAGGUUGCAGACUAUAUGUUAACGGAAGCACUAUAUACGAGAGACUGGCUUUUACGACCAGUUAUGUGAAAUUCCCCCCACCAGACUCCAGCUUCCAUGAAAAGCUGGAAUCACUGAAAGCUCAGCAGUUGCACGACCAGAGCUUUAUGUCCAAUGGAAUCAAAUCCGAAGGAGCGAAGUCGAUCACCAAAAACCCGGUCUUGAGUGAAAUAACUCCUCAGGAUCUCAAGGCUGCGCAAGAAAACUCCAAACUCUUGAGCAACAUCAAGGAGUCGCUUAUAGUUUCGCCAGGUAUAUUUAUCUGCCAUAGUGAGGACCAUCUUUACAGCUCUGUUCCAGACUAUGGUGUUCUCAAACAUUCAUUGCAAUAUGUUGAAGACUUUGAGGAACUGGAUAGAAUCCAGUCUAUUCAUUCGAUAGUACCUAUUACUCCAAGCUUCCACGCCACAAACACUCCAAAAGGAUACUGCAAUCAAUUUGCGUGUCAGUAUUUGGCAUCUCCAUUAGAGGUUGCAGCUCUUACUUCCACCGGUAUUCACGUCUACCGCUACAGAACCCCGGAUAUGAUAUUAGAAGAUUCGCUCAAUGACAGGACGUAUAGCGAGUUUUCUGGGAAGUACGGUUCACGCGAGGCAUGCUCCACUGCGUUGUACUUGGCAUGUAAGUACCGACAGGGGGACAAUUUGAGGAAUAUGGCUACCAAGUUCUACAUUUCGGGUGGUAAAAAUUCUAGCCUCAACAAAAAUCUACCAGCUAUCGUUGACAACGUGGAACUGAGCGAUAGAUUCUAUGCCGUAAUUCUUUUACUUUCAAGAUUGGUGAGGGAAUUCUGGGAUAAAGAAAUAUUUCGGCUUGACCCCAACGUGAAAUUCAAUAGGAAUGGCUAUAUUGAUGAGGACUCGCUAAAGAAGCUGAACAAUGAAAAGGUGCUACUCGCGGGACUCAGCAUUACCAAAAAUGAGCUUGAAUACUUUUUGUGCUCGCUGAUUAUUAUAUUGAACUUUUUUGAAGAAAACAAGAAGACAAUACCAGGACUGCUCGGACCUUUAUAUGAAACAGGGACAAAUAGCAAAGAAACUGAACUUUGUUUGCAGGCCGAGAAUAUUGGAUUCAAUGCUAUUCUCAAAUUUCUUGGAAGUGUGAAAGAAGGUCUUUCAUUUCUGGCGAUCCUCUAUGAUGAUGAAAACACUGGUAAGAACUUUGCAGAUGUGAUGAGCUAUCUCACCCUCCAAAGUCAGGCUGAUCUUAGCUGCUUGACUUUCUCUGAAUUUUUCAGCUCUAAAGAUCACACCACAUCCAAACUGGUUAAGGAGAUUCUUUUCUCGGUGAUUAACAAGAGCAUUGCUGCUGGUGACUCGGUCGAGCUUGUUGCUACUACCUUACAAGAGAAAUGCGGCUCCUUCUGCUCAACCGGAGAUGUUCUUAUAUUCAAAGCCAUUGAGAGUUUGAAAAAGGCCAAAGAUUUUGCAUCUUCUAAUGACAACGAGAACAAGAUGAAACAUUUAAAAGCUGCCACACAACUGUUGAGUCAAACAAGCGACGCUCUGACCUUCGAAACAAUUAACGACCUGGUUGGUGUUAUGCUUCAGCUGGAUUACUACAUUGGAGCAAUCGAGCUGCUCCUCACAGUUGCUUCUGCCAGCGACCCAACGAAUCUUGCACUCAAGUAUAAUCUCGAUGGCCAGGUCUCAGUGAUGGUGGAUGAUCCUAAGAAACUAGCUUUUGAAAAGAGGGUGAAGCUCUAUGAGCUCAUUUUUAAGAUUCUGAUCGAUAUUGAUGAGAAGGCCAUUGUUAGCUUGGAGAAGGCAGCCAAUAACACCAGUUUCACGGACGCCAAGGCUCCAAUUUCAUAUUUCGGGUCCGACGGACAGCUCAUGACCCAUUAUUCGGAGCUGAGAGACCAAAGCUACGAGAUCUGCCUGAAAAGCCAGGACAAAUUGUUCCAUUACGAGUUUUACAAGUGGUUGGUCAAGAUCGGCGUUGGUGAACGCUUAUUAGACCUGGAGACCUCAUUCGUUCUAGACUUCCUAAAAGACUAUUCUUCCAAAGAUAUGGAGAUGGCCAAACUAUUGUGGAUUUACUACUCCCGAAGAGAAAACUACUUCCAGGCAGCCAAAGUUCUUUUUGAUCUGUCCAUCUCCAAGUUCGAUAUCGAUCUGGCAAACAGGAUCCAGUUCCUGUCGCGAGCCAAUGGAUUCUGCAAUUGUGUGUGUCCACCAGACCUGAGACAAGAAAUGACGUUCCUUUCUGUGACCAUUGGUGAUCUGCUUGCUGUGGCCAACUUGCAAGAUGAGCUUCUCCUGACUAUUCUGGACGACGAACGUGUUAGCGAUUUGGCCAAGCAAGUGGCUGUCACAAAGCUGAACGGAAGGGUGCUGCCGAUCAGUGACUUGUACAACAAUUUCAUCGACCCUCUCGGGUAUUACACUUUGGCCCUGGUGACGUUCAAAAUAUCAGAUCACCGAAACUCUGAGGAUAUUCUGUCGCAAUGGGAAAAUCUCUUGAAUAAAUGGUAUUACAAAAAUAAAGACUCUGGAGAGCCAUUGUUUUCUGAGAUCAACAACGAGUUCAUUGCUGUGGGUUUGCGAGUUUCCGACACUGAGGUUCUAUUCCCAAUUGUGGAGUUGUUCCAACUGUUGGCAAAGUAUUUUUACUCGUCGGAUUACUGUCCCGAACAGCUCAGACCGCCUACAGGGGUUCUUAUUGACGCUUUCAUUCGCAGUGGAGUUUCUUAUGGAAAACUGUACUACAGUCUCAGAGACCUGGUUGAGUCAACCACGUUCGAACUUUUCGAUGGCUACUCCAGAGUGCUCAAACAGGAAAUGUGCUAUCUAAUCAAGGCGUGGUUCAAGAACGAUAAAAAAUUGCGAGAUGUUCUCUCUGCUGACUCUGUGAGAGACCUUUCUGACUACUCGGUUGAAACUGAUCCUGUCUUCGCAUACAUCAAAUCAACAGGCAACCCGUUGUGACAUAGACUGUAAGCGUAAUAUAUUGUUAAUCUUCAUCAGGUAUUUCGAUCACUUCCGGAACCGGCUUGUCGAUCUCUACCAACUCGUCCUCGUUGGGCACCGCGUCUGGAUCUACGGUGCAUGUUUUCGCGUCCUUGGCUCUUCUUUCGGCAGCCUCUAGCAUCAACUCGCGCAUGCUCUUGUUCUGUUUUGGUUUAUUAGAGCCCAGUUUUUCAACUUUUGCCACAUAUUUGACCUGUCCGAGCUUUUUCAGUCGCAUUUCUCGGAUCAGCCCGUUUUUGCGGCCCCCUAAGACCUGGCUCUCGGCGACAUACCCUGUCUCCUUUAGGGCCCCGUUUCGCUUGAUAGAGUGGUACUUCUCGCGCAGCUGGUCCAGUAGUCGGUAGAAAUUGUUAUCAUGCGGGCCGUACCUGUUGUGGCUGAGUUCGUGCAACAUCGUCUCAAUCACGUCCUCCAGAGGAAGAAACCGGUCUCUGGCGUGCGGAUACCGCAGACGGAGACAUAUUUUCGAGCCGGAGUUCACGUUCAGACCCAGAAGCUGGGGAUUUGGGGGAAAAAACUCGCAAAGCGUGCCGACUUUGAAUCCGAAUGAGCGCAUCACAGGAGCCACCUCUAAUGCGACUUUUUGCAAGCGCUCGAGCGCAUGAUUGCUGUCUUUUUGGCGUGCGAGCG